GAGCACUUGGUAUAAAGGGAGUCGAGGCAGCAGUACGGGAGGGAGAGCAGCAGCUUUCAUAUCCGCCAUUUUAAUAAUAUUCGAUAUUCUGGAAUUUUCUUAAACCUGGGAAAAUCCACUUUGCAUAUACAGCCUCCAUUUCUGGUCUGUAUUUUCCACCUGUCAUCACCAUGGCUCUGUUGAUGAAUUACUGGAUGUUUUUGGUUGCUUUGUUUUCGACAGUGACAUGGACCCAUGCCUUGAGAAGAAUCUCCCUGCACAAGAUGCCCUCUAUCCGAGAGACACUGAGGGACAUGGGUGUUUCUGCAGAGCAGAUCCUAAAUGAGUUAGCCGAGAAGAGCGCAGACGACAAAAACGGAACUGUUCCCACCCCUCUAACCAACUACUUAGACACCCAGUACUUCGGGGAAAUCAGUAUUGGCUCUCCACCCCAGUUGUUCAACGUGGUCUUUGACACCGGCUCCGCCAACCUGUGGGUGCCUUCGCAAAGCUGCUCACCUUUCUCCACCGCCUGUUUCACUCACAACAGAUACGAUGCCUCCCAAUCUCGCACUUAUGUUGAGAACGGAACCGGUUUUUCCAUCCAGUAUGCUGCAGGGAAUGUCAGGGGAUUUCUGAGUGAGGAUGUGGUUGUGGUUGGUGGGAUCCCUGUAGUUCAGGUGUUUGCUGAGGCAGCCUCUCUGUCUGCCAUGCCCUUCAUCUUUGCCAAGUUUGAUGGAGUCCUUGGGAUGGGUUACCCAAACGUGGCCAUCGACGGCAUUACUCCCGUGUUUGACGGUAUCAUGUCUCAGCAUGUCCUCACGGAAGAGGUGUUCUCUAUCUACUACAGCAGGGAUCCAAAACACUCCCCAGGUGGAGAGCUGGUUCUUGGUGGCACAGACCCAGAUUACUACAGCGGAAACUUUAACUAUAUGGACACUAAAGAGACUGGCAAAUGGGAAGUCAACAUGAAAGGGGUUUCUGUGGGUAUGGAGAUGAUGUUUUGUGCGGAGGGCUGCACAGCAGUGAUCGACAGCGGCUCAUCCUACAUUACAGGCCCGGCGUCCUCUGUGUCCGCGCUGAUGAAAAACAUCGGAGCACACCUGGAUGAAAGUGGAUACAAAGUCAACUGUAACACUGUCAAGAUGUUGCCCAGUGUCACUUUCCACCUGGGGGGCCAGGAAUACUCUCUCACUUGGGAGGAUUAUAUCUUAUGGCAAACCCAGAUCGAAGCGGACGUCUGCACCGUCACCUUCAGGGCCUUGGAUGUGCCGCCCCCUACAGGUCCCAUGUGGAUUUUGGGAGCCAACUUCAUUGCCCGCUACUACACAGAGUUUGACCGCCGCAAUAAUCGGAUAGGAUUUGCUACAGCAGUCUGAUGGGAAGAUAAACCUAAGCCAUGUUGCUCUGUUUUCUUUUUCUCUAUCUUUGCUGCUAUCUCCUCUUCAUCCAUUUUUCGCUUCGGUUAGUUUUAACGGUAACUCAUGACCAAACUACAUCCGUUAUAUAUAUAUAAAAGGUAAAGAGCAGUGCACAUUUAGGAAUAUCAGCAUCUUAUAUAUUGCAUUAUGUGUAACAAAUGCACUGAAUGCAUUCUAAACGUUUUCUAUUUAUUUAUAAGCCGCAUCUUCCAGCAAAUGCAAAGUGUGUGUGUGCUGGUGUCUGUGUGUGAGACUGUGCUUAAAAUGAUCACAUAGCUACAGUGGAAAACCAUACAUGUGUUGUACUGACUUGACAAGAAUAAACUUGUUUACAUGGAUGUAAAUUAGACCCAAGCCAGACUGCAUUAAUAACUGCAUUGUUUUCCUACAAAUGUGUCUAAUGCAUUUUGUGACCAUGGGAAAGUCAAGUUGAAAACCAAUUGCUGUAUCACAGUAGUCAUGGAAGUAUUUUCACAGCGUGAUGUGUAAUGGUGCUGUUCUCCCACAGAAGUUGCUUCUUUACACUGGGGCUUUAUCUUUGGUAGCCAUCAGUUACAGUAGGAGUGAGGGACAUAUAUGUUGUCACAUAUACAUUUCUUAAACAAAGUUAUUUCUGCUCUAUAGUUUUAAUGCAACCUGUGGUCCCUUUCACUGAGCAAUGGACUUUCUUUCUGUUUUGAAAAAAGCAAACAUUUUAAAUGUUGUAAUCCGAGUAACUCUGUUUAGAGUAAAACUCUUAAUUUUUGUAUCGCAUUGAAGCUCAUCAUGAAAAGCUCUGAACAACAAAAUCCUUAAGGAGUAAACAUUCAUCUUGGUUUGUGAUUUAGGGAUCGACCUGAAAAACACGGUUAUUUCUGCUUACUUAGCAGGGAGAAGAGGCACAAGAUAACAAAACAAUAAAGGCACAUAUUCAGCA
Messenger RNA from Gymnodraco acuticeps, 2316 nucleotides. It is a transcript of the gene ren, whose product is annotated as renin. The transcript is spliced from 9 exons. The coding region runs from base 171 to 1358 and encodes 395 amino acids. The record is from RefSeq and is a predicted model, not a curated record. Gene Ontology annotation, molecular function: aspartic-type endopeptidase activity. Gene Ontology annotation, biological process: angiotensin maturation. NCBI's taxonomy places the organism in Eukaryota, Metazoa, Chordata, Actinopteri, Perciformes, Bathydraconidae.